AUGAUCUUCUGGCAAUUUCAUGGAGUGGCCCAGACGGCUGCACCAAUACCCAAAACGGUAACACCCGCAGCAGAAACACCAACACCACAGCGAAAUGUACCGCUGCCAAGAACGCACAGAAUCACAGAGCCCAGGGUCGCGCCGCUGCCAAAGACACGAGAAUUUCCUUUGCCGCCUAAAACGCGGAGGGUUGCGCCGCUGGCAGAAGCCCACAGUCAAAGGGUUGAUGUCUGGGCCAGGGCGGACGACCAGACUAUUCUAGCCGCCGCAUAUGACCCAGAAUCUCAGGCGAAAAAAACUCUUCUAGAGGUUCUGUCUCACGCAGGCGUUGAUAAUCAUGUAAACAGUGUGCGUCUUGAUAAGUUUCUUCGUGACGUUCGGCACCAUGAUCAGCAGCAUGAACUACGGGAUCUCCAACAGAAUCAGCCGCAAAACAAGCCAUCCGCCGUGGAAAGGCAAAGUCAGCAGCACCCGGAGAAUCACGCACGUUUCCAGAACGUGCAACCACAGACGUCUCCGCUGCUGGGUUUCGAUUCGUCUUUUAAAGCUGCGGCCCCAGCCCCAGAACUAUCAAGCCGGUCUGCCAAUCAAAACCAUACCGAAAACAAAUGGAUACUAGUCGUUGACUCUGCAAAUGGAGCACGAUCAAUAGCAGCGCAGUACUACUUGGAAGUCAUCCGCAAGAUGACAAUGAGGUCCCACAAGCGAUGGCUGUUCAGGCGCGUAGAGUCCGCAUCGUAUCAACCGAUAUCAGAUCAAGUGGAUACAGAACCCAGUGCUGCCAUCAUGACCGCGGCAGCUCGUGACAACUAUCUUUGCUCCGGCACUUUCAACAUUGUUCCUAAGGAUGAAGUGGCGGCCAUACGCCUUCGCAUAUCAAACCGCGAAUCCAAGUUCGUCAAGGAUGAGGAUUUGCACCGCUUCCACCACAUCAUCUGCUUUACCCGCGAGGCCAAAAUCAACCUCGCGAUCCGUCUGAGACGGCUGUGCAGGGACGUGUGGAUGAAUAAAAUACACUACCUUCAAGGUUGCGAAGGGUACUCGGACACGGUCAGCACGCCCGACGCACCGUGGGAUCGCCUCAGUGUCGAUGUCAGCUCCGCGCUGGCGCCGUUCUUGCUUUCCGUGCUUGGUCGGCAACCCACGUUUCAUGAGCCCAUCCAAGACUGGUGGAGGACCGUGGAAGUUCAAACCAGCGGGGUGGUGUUGACGGCGGAGCAGAUGGUGCGGUGGGAGCACAUAUGGAGUGAGAAGCAGUGCAAGAUGCAUUACCUGACUUAUUUAAACGCACAUCUUUUCUUUGUGUCUGGGCCUCCAGAUAAAGUUACAGCCUCCCAGGUUAAAAAGGAGCUUGAAGCGGUUCAGACUACAAUAGGGAUGACAUUCGAUUGA
Molecule: messenger RNA, 1392 nt
Organism: Pyricularia grisea
Lineage: Eukaryota; Fungi; Ascomycota; Sordariomycetes; Magnaporthales; Pyriculariaceae
Exons: 2
Coding region: 1-1392 (463 amino acids)
Source: RefSeq, a predicted model, not a curated record